AACAGUCAUGUCAUAAUGGUGUGAUGUCAUAAUGGUUCCAUGAGGCGUUCUAUAUGGUUGCCAUGGCACCAUUGCAUCACACUCGGUGCCUAUAAAAGGCUCAGCCAGAUGAAACCGGUAUCAUUUGACUGAUCUGAACGCUUGCCUUUGGUUGACUCCGAACGCUACUGUACAGAUUACCAAGUGAAUUUGCAGACUUUACAAAAGUUCGCAACUUUAAACUGCUUGACGCACUGUGUACGGACAGACAGUUUACUUUCAACCCUCUGUAAACCGAGUCUAAGCACAGUUAAGUCUUUCAGUUAUUCCUCAACAUCAUGUUUCGUCCUGUAACACCAUUGUCCGACAAGGACAUGGAAGGAACCGAUGUUGAAAACAUGGAUUUGCCGAAUGCUGUGCCGAACUUUGACUAUGUCCUUUCGUCACAAGUCGGGCGCGCUGCCGGUUGUUUAAAUCCAUGUGGAGGAGAGGAGAAGGAUGAUGAGGAGAUGGUGGAUGUUUAUCCAACACGUACUGAGGCGAAACGCCAAAGAGUGUUUGGAGGAGAGAUGGAUUCAUUCCUACCGAAUGCUGUGUUGACCUGUGACUAUGUCCCUGACAUCGGACUUUCUUCAGAGGUCGGACGCGCUGCCGGUGGUUUGAAUCUGAGUGGAGGAGUAGAGGAGAAAAUCCCAACAAUGUUGGGAUGGAGAUGUGAUGAUGGUGGAAUGGAUCUUGUCCUUCCGAAUGCAGUCCCUGACAUUGUCCCGAACAACGGACAUUUGUUAGACAGACGCGCCGGUAGUUCACAUCCACGAGGAGGAGUAAAGGAGUUUACUCCUGCAUUUGAGGAGGCGAACAGCCCCAAAGAAAAAUGCAAUAAUAAAGUCUUGAGAUCAAUAAAGAAGACUUGGAAGAAUGUAAUGCACCCAUUCCUUCGUAAUGAUAAAGUGGAAACACUGAUUCCUUCAGAGCUUAAUGCGGAUUCAGCUAAUCCUAAUUUAAAGGAUGAUGCUGGUCUGGCGAGCUCUAAAUUAAACACUGUAAUCAAACUGGACAAACAACGAAAGGCAUUCUUUGGCUGUCCCUGGAGGGGCAAGGUGGAGUCAAUGCCGACUCCACAGCUUAAAGCGGAUCCAGCUAUCCCUGAUGUUAGGGAAGUUGUUGAUCUUGCAUCACAGUCAAAGGCCGACGUUGGUCCGAAGAAACAGAAAGAAAAGGCUUCAAAGAGCCGCAAAUCUAACCUCCAGGGAGAAAAAGUGACUGUUGUGCCAACUCAACAGCCCAAGGCUAUUUCAGAUAUUCCUGUUGGCAUGGAUGUUCCUGCUCUGGCCGGCCCCCAAUCAAAAACAAAGAUUCGUCCGGAUAAAAGCAAGACAUUGAAGCAAUGCAUCCUUGGAUGCUUCCAGAGGGGCAAAGUGGAGUCAAUGCCGACUUCACAGAUUGAAGCCGAUCCAGCUAUCCCUGAUGUUAGGGAAGUUAUUGAUCUGGCAGAUUCUCAAUCAAAGAGUGUUGGCUUAAAGAAAAACAAACAAAAGGCUUCAAAGAGCCGCUUUUUUCACAACCCUUGGAGAAAAAAAGGGAAGAGUAAAGUGAAAAAAGAUGCCGAUCCAGCUAUUUCUGAUGCCAUGGAUGGUGCUGAUCUGGCCAGUUUUGGUGGCACCGCUGCAGCUAAUGCCAGGCUACAGAAGAUAGGUGCCAUUCCAAAGAAUAUCGGGUUAAAAGGUGGCGGAAAUCCUGACCCAAAUAAAGCAAAAAAUCCUGGGUCAAAAGAUGCUGGAAAUCCUGAGGCAAAAGAUGGUAGAAAUCUCAGGCCAAAAGCUUUUGGAAUUCGCAGAAUUCCUUGGUUUUCUAAUCCAAGAGUAGUAAAAAUCCCAGAAAAUCCCGACCCAAAUACAGCUAAAAGUCCUGGACCAAAAGAAGAGGAAAAUCCUGGGGCAAAAGCUAUUGAAAAUCCCAGACAUCCUGGGCCAGAAGAUGAUAGAGUUGUCAGGCCAAAAAUUAUAAAUGUUUUUCAACAAGUUUUUGAACCGCCAGAAGAGACGAAACCAGCUGAUACGAAACCAGCUGAUACCCCACUAUCUAAAGAGACUUUUGAUUCUAAAUAUUACUUAUUAAAUGAAGUGAUUGGGCAAGGUGGCUUUGGCAAAGUGUGCAAAGGGAUCCGUAAAUCGGAUGGCUGUCCGGUUGCCAUCAAGCGAAUAAGCAAACGAAAGGAUGAAAGAACUCUUCAGAUUCCUGGAUACCCCAAACCAGUCAUUACAGAAGUGGCGCUGCUGCUUAAGUUAAGAGAUGCGCCCUCAUGCCCCAAUGUCAUACAGUUGUAUGACUGGUACGAAACUAAACACUUUUGCAUGCUCGCGUUGGAGUACCCUCAGCACUGCCAAACCUUGUGGGAUUUUGUUAAUAGUGAAAGACAACUAAGUGAAAAUACAGCAAGACAUCUUAUGCGUCAGGCAGUACUGGCAGUAAAACACUGUCUGGAUAAUGGAGUUUUCCAUACAGACCUCCAUGGCAAGAACUUCUUGCUGCAGAAAUCAACAAUGACCCUGAAGUUAAUUGACUUUGGGGUUGGAUAUUAUCUUACGGAUGAGGCCUAUGAUUCCCACGACUUUAUAGGAGCUCCAUGUUGCAUCCCGCCUGAGAUGAAAAUGGAAAAGAAAUACUACGCCAUACCAGCAAACGUAUGGGCCUUAGGUGCUUUGCUGUAUUUCAUGGUGCUUGAAACUUUCCUCUAUCCUUUAGACCCCUUUUAUGGGAAGGGUUUAUCAAAGGAAAUCUGUGAUCUGAUGAAAAGGUGCUUGGCCCUGAAUCCAAGUGAUCGUCCGACGCUCAAGCAGAUCUUAGAUCAUGACUGGUUUAAAACUGAGUCUAACGAAGAAGAGCUACUCUUUUACAAAAUGAGGGCGCUAUCCACAUAAAUAUAAAAAGGAUGAAGCUUAAUGACUGAAGGAGAGAGGAAUGAUGCGAGAUGCUGGUUUCACAGAUGAGUUUCUACAACUAGAAACAGAGAAUAGCACGGAAAUUAAAAGGGCCAUUAUUACAAGAGAGACAAGAGAUGAGCCAUUAUUUAAAACAGGAAUUUCUCAGGAGUAACACAUUUUUGGGAACUUUCUGCAUAAUGUGGUAUUUCAGCCUCAGACUUUAUGACCACAUGAACAUCUGAUGCAGAUCCUGUCUCGUUCUUGAACAUAUUUAAUAAAAAAAUAAUUUACAAGUUUUAAUUUUUUUAAUUCUUAAUGUUUUAUCUGUUAAAGUUGUAUAAUACAGUAUCUAAUAUAUAGUAGGUCCUCUAUAGAAUAAGCUAUGUCUGGCUCUCUCUCUCUAGGGUUUUUUCUCCUAGGAGUUUAGGGAGUCAAAUUACAUUUUCUUAACUUAGAUCUCUCUUCUAUACGUUACAUUAUUACGCUUAAUAGUUCAGUUUAAUCUGUACUUUGCAACUUUUGUUGUCCCUUGAUUUUUCUGUGUUUUUUCUUUUUUAUUAAUGUAAAGCUGCUUUGAAAUAAUUAAGCAAUUGUGAA
Misgurnus anguillicaudatus (oriental weatherfish) is the source of this 3500-nucleotide messenger RNA. RefSeq lists its product as uncharacterized. Lineage: Eukaryota; Metazoa; Chordata; Actinopteri; Cypriniformes; Cobitidae. Gene Ontology annotation, molecular function: protein serine/threonine kinase activity; ATP binding. The record is from RefSeq and is a predicted model, not a curated record. Gene Ontology annotation, biological process: protein autophosphorylation; regulation of mitotic cell cycle; negative regulation of apoptotic process. Gene Ontology annotation, cellular component: cytoplasm.